UGAGAUGAGGAAGAAAGUGAGGAGGAAGGACUGCACCAGACUGAGCUUCGCCGACGGCGCUGCACAGAGAGAAAACACGCCAGCAAACACUCGGAUUAAUUUUUAUUUUUCUAGUUGCUUCUCGAAGCUGCCCGGGUUCUUCUGAAGAUGCACUGAGGAUAAGAGUAUGGAAGUGGAGGAGACCAGUGAGCCGAGGACUUCCUGGUUUUCCGGUUCAGGUGAGACACACUCCAUCUGUGAUCAUGCUGGGAAGAAGAGAAAACAAGAUUCGACCACUGAGGCAGUGGCCAGAAUAUUAGAGCAGGAUGAAAAUGAAGAGGCCGAUGGUGAAAUGAUGUCAGACCUUGUGAAUGAUUCGGAGGAGCCCAGUAACAAAAGGGUGAAGCCUGUGGUGAAGUCCAACAGCCUGACGGGAGUCAUCACCCCGGUGAAAACCCCCGCGCUGAAGCGCAUUUCACAGAGCAUCUCGCGCUCCAUUAGUUUUCGCACAGAGGCCCGACCUUUGCCCUCCACCCCGCUGCGCGCUCGCACAAAGGCCUCGUCGUUUCCACGCCGGCGGAGCAGUCAGUGCUGGAGCGACACCGUGGAGAGUCACGACCUCACGGCCAAGGAGAUAAAACGCCAAGAGGUGAUCUAUGAGCUGACUCAGGGGGAGAGGCAGCUGAUAGACGACCUCAGUCUGGUGAAAAAGGUGUACUAUGAACCCAUGCUGAAGCUGGACAUAAUGACAGAGAGCGAGCUCGGUCAGAUAUUUGGUACUCUGGACUCACUCAUUCCCCUCCACCAAGAUCUUCUGAGUCGUCUGGAGCGUCUGAGGGGUUCAGAGAAGACGGUGGGAGAGGUGGGCACCACUCUCAUGGACUGGUUCCCCUGUCUGGACGCCUACGUCACGUACUGCUGUAACCAGGUGGGGGCCAAAGCUUUGCUGGACCAGAAGAAGCAGGAGAAGCGCGUGGAGCAGUUCCUGCGCCUGUGUCAGGAGUCCUCCUUCAGCAGGAAGCUGGACUUGUGGAACUUUCUGGAUCUCCCCCGGAGCCGCUUGGUCAAAUACCCUCUGCUGCUGAGGGAGAUACAGAAGUGCACGCCGCCAGAGCACCCGGACGAGGACACGUUACCUGAGGCUCUGGAGCUCAUCCAAAGCAUCGUUGCUGAAGUCAACAAGAAGACGGGAGAGGCCGAGUGUCAGUUUUACCGGCGGGGCCUCGUCUACCUCGAGGAGAGUCAGCGGCUGCCGGAGAUCCAGCAGUCGCGCUUCCUCUACUGCCACGGAGAGCUCAAGAACAAUAAGGGCCAGCGGCUGCAUGUGUUCCUGUUCGAGCUGGCGCUGGUGCUGACCAGACCCGGAGAGGACCGAGAGGGCGCUCAGGUGUUUCAGGUGUACAGACAGCCUCUGCCCAACGCCCUCAUCAACCUGGAGGAGAUCCCGGACGGCGAGGCUGCAGGAGGAGGCAGCUUCAGAGGAGCCUUCACCGGAGGAAACGAUAAAGUGAAGAACUGCUUCCGAGUGAGCAGCAGGGGGCGCUCCAAAGCUCACCCUUACAGCCUGCAGGCCAAUGACUCCUUCAGCAAGCAGCAGUGGAUCACCUGCCUGCGACAGGCCAUCGUCCAGUCCCGGGACAGGACCUCUCACACCAGCCAGUCGCAGCUCCCCCCUCAGGCCGACCCCGACCUGUACCACAUAGCCGAGCUCAGCCUCAGCUCGGACACGGAGAUGGCGGACCACACCAGCCGCUGACUGUCAGUCACACGGAGCGCCUGGCGUCCCGUGGAGUCUCCACAGUGGUGUACAUUGACACUGUAGCAAUAAAAUAGGACUGUCAGUUAUAGAUGACUGUGCCCAGACUCAUGCAAAGAAUGUUCAGUUGUAUUUUUUUUUCCUGUUUUUUUUUUUUUGUUUUUUUGUGUGAUUGCGCUGAUAUGUUCCUUCAGACCUGGAAAUUUUUAUUGCUGAAUGUGAAUUUAUUGUGGAAAAUGUUCUUGUUGUAUUUUAAUAAACUGACACUCAAAAGAU
This is a messenger RNA of Salarias fasciatus (jewelled blenny), 2011 nucleotides long. RefSeq names its product Rho guanine nucleotide exchange factor (GEF) 3, like (gene arhgef3l). Lineage: Eukaryota; Metazoa; Chordata; Actinopteri; Blenniiformes; Blenniidae. Gene Ontology annotation, molecular function: guanyl-nucleotide exchange factor activity. The record is from RefSeq and is a predicted model, not a curated record. The coding region runs from base 167 to 1735 and encodes 522 amino acids. The transcript has 13 exons. Gene Ontology annotation, biological process: positive regulation of Rho protein signal transduction; intracellular signal transduction.